AUGCAAUUAGAUAGGCUUGAUAUUACACAAAAUCCUACAUUCAAGAGGUUCUUUGUGUGCUUUGAAGCUAUGAGGAAGGGUUUUGUUGAAGGUUGUAGGCCUUUUAUAGGACUAGAUGGUUGCCACUUGAAAGGAAAUUUUGGUGGGGUGCUAUUGGCAGCAGUUUCACUCGAUGGAAACAAUGGCCUAUUUCCAGUUGCUUAUGGGGUGGUGGAAUGUGAGUGUAAAGACAGCUGGGGAUGGUUUCUUACAUGCUUGGAAACCAUUAUUGGUCAACGUUCAUCAGGAGUUCCAUAUGUUAUUAUGUCAGAUAAACAAAAGGGCUUGAUUGAAGCUAUUCCUGAUGUUAUGCCUGAGUGUCAAGUUAGGCAUUGUACAAGACAUUUGUAUAACAACUUUAGAGGAAAAUAUUCUGGGCUAGCAUUGAGGGAUAAUUUUUGGCGUGCAGUAAAAGCGUAUAAUCAAUUCCUUUUUGAGAAAGCUAUGCAAGGUCUCCAAAAAUUAUCCAAGGAAGCAUUUGAUUGGUUGGAUGAAAAACCUAAGUCACAAUGGGCUAGACAUGCAUUUGACCCAAGAUCUGUUAGUCCACACAUCACAAACAACAUGACAGAGUCUUUUAAUAGUUGGGUUGACGAUUUGCGUGGGAAGACAAUAUUGACAUUGGUGGAGCAAGUGAGGCUUAAACUAAUGGAAAAGCUACAUGAGCGAUACACUAAUGGAUGCAAUUGGGAAACAAAGGUCACACUAGAAGCAUGGGAAAAGAUUGAGUUGGCUAAAAAAGAUUCAUUAUUCUGUAAGCUUAUACCAGCAGGCGAUGAUGAGUUUCAAGUAAUAGAUGGUUAUACAAGUUUUGCUAUAAACUUACGGACCAAAAAAUGUCCUUGUGGUGUUUGGGAAAUUAGUGGCUUGCCUUGCAAGCAUGCAGCAAAAUGUAUCACAUACAAAAGGGCAGACAUUCAAGAUUAUUGUGAUCCAUUCUACUCCACGAGUAUGUACAUUCGUGCCUAUAGCCAAAUCCUUCACCCAAUGCCUGAUAUUGAUAUGUUACCUAAGGGUGAGUUGGAAACAGGCCAAGACACCGUGCUUCCUCCAAAACGGAAAAAGUUGAUUGGUAGACCAAAGAAGAAGAGAAAAAGGGAGCAAGGUGAACGUGCACCAGGGCAACAAGAAGCAAGGAGGUCAUGCACUGUGAGGUGUACUUCUUGCAAAGAGUUUGGUCACAACAAGAGGACAUGCCAAGGAGCUGCAGUUGGUAGCGCAGGAAGAAGCAAAGGGAAGAAAGGGCAAAAUGUAAGUUGGUAUAUGUUUGGUUUAAGAAAUUAG
Quercus lobata is the source of this 1323-nucleotide messenger RNA. RefSeq lists its product as uncharacterized. Gene Ontology annotation, molecular function: zinc ion binding. The record is from RefSeq and is a predicted model, not a curated record. The transcript is spliced from 2 exons. Bases 1 to 1323 code for a protein of 440 amino acids. NCBI's taxonomy places the organism in Eukaryota, Viridiplantae, Streptophyta, Magnoliopsida, Fagales, Fagaceae.